CCCCCCCCCCGAACAGACAACGAGCCCAUCCUCAUCCGGCUCGCUGCUUCUCCUCAACCACCACCACCACAACCACCCACAUAACCCGUCAAGAUGCGUGUCGAUCCUUGUUUCUUUUGCGGCCGUCCGGCCUGGCCCUCCAAGGGCAUUACCUUUAUGCGUAACGAUGGCAAGUCCUUCCGCUUCUGCCGCUCCAAAUGCCACAAGAACUUCAAGAUGAAGCGCAACCCCCGCAAGCUCAAGUGGACCAAGGCCUACCGCAAGAACGCCGGCAAGGAGAUGGUGGUCGACAGCACCCUGCAGUUCGCCGCCCGCCGCAACGUGCCCGUCCGCUACGACCGCGAGCUCUUCGCCAAGACGGUCAAGGCCAUGGAGCGUAUCUCGGAGAUCCGCCAGCGCCGCGAGCGCAUCUUCUACAAGCGCCGCAUGGCCGGCAAGCGCGCCCGCGAGGUCGCCGCCGCCCGCAAGCUCGUCGCCGAGAACGAGCACCUCCUCCCGCGCCUGCGCGGUUCCGAGAAGAGGAGACUGGCCGAGCUCGCCCAGGAGACGGGCCAGGACGUCGAGGAGCUCGAGCGCGAGGAGCUGGCCAAGAAGGCGGCCAGCAAGAAGACCAAGGCGUUUGGCGGCGAGGUCAAGAGGCUCCGUGUCAGGACAGACGGCGGCGUGGAAGAGAUCUCGGAGCGCGUCGCUGGUGGAGGCUUGGUCGAUGAGGAUGACGAUGACGAGAACGAUUUCGAGGACGUGGACGAUGAUGACGAGAUGGAUACCGACUGAGCGCACGAGUCUCAGUAACUAUUACUACCGCGACCAC
This is a messenger RNA of Neurospora hispaniola, 811 nucleotides long. Its product is annotated as ribosomal protein L24e-domain-containing protein. Bases 94 to 774 code for a protein of 226 amino acids. Gene Ontology annotation, cellular component: nucleolus. The transcript is spliced from 2 exons. NCBI's taxonomy places the organism in Eukaryota, Fungi, Ascomycota, Sordariomycetes, Sordariales, Sordariaceae. The record is from RefSeq and is a predicted model, not a curated record. Gene Ontology annotation, biological process: ribosomal large subunit biogenesis.